Messenger RNA from Cordyceps militaris CM01, 1839 nucleotides. Its product is annotated as DNA topoisomerase III. The transcript has 4 exons. Gene Ontology annotation, biological process: DNA topological change. Gene Ontology annotation, cellular component: nucleus. Lineage: Eukaryota; Fungi; Ascomycota; Sordariomycetes; Hypocreales; Cordycipitaceae. The record is from RefSeq and is a predicted model, not a curated record. Gene Ontology annotation, molecular function: DNA binding; DNA topoisomerase type I (single strand cut, ATP-independent) activity. The coding region runs from base 1 to 1839 and encodes 612 amino acids.
AUGACUGCCGUCAUCGGCCACCUCACCAAUCUCGAGUUUACACCCGAGCACAAGAACUGGAGUUUCCCGCCCCCCGAGUCGCUCUUCCACGCGCCAGUCGUCACCAGUGUAUACGAUGAUAAGAAAAAUAUUGCCCAAAAUUUGGCGGAGCAGGCAAGGUUUGCCCGUCUGCUCGUCAUCUGGACGGAUUGCGAUCGCGAGGGAGAGCACAUUGGCCAAGAGAUCGUCGAUGCUGCCAAGAAGGGCAACGCUCAACUACAAGUCAAACGUGCUCGCUUCAGCAACGUCGAAAGAGCGCACGUCUUGACUGCUGCCACUCGCCUUAUCAAUCUUGACGAGAAGCAGGUGAAUGCUGUCGCUGCGCGAAUGGAACUCGAUUUGCGCAUAGGAUACGCCUUCACACGGUUCAUGACCAACAAUCUACGGCCACUGGGCGGACCAAUGGAAAAUUUGACCCUAAGCUACGGUUCAUGCCAAUUCCCUACCCUUGGUUUCGUUGUAGACCGGUAUUUUCGAGUCAAGAAUUUUGUCCCGGAGCCAUUCUGGAGCAUCAAGGUCACCCACAGCCGUGAACGCAAGCAAGUUUCUUUCAGCUGGUCACGAUCUCGGCUUUUUGAUCGCAUGACGACCAUUAUUCUAUAUGAAAGAUGCCUGGCUGCUAAAUUGGCCAAAAUUACCAAGGUUCAGGAAAAGCCAACGCGCAGGUUUAAACCGCUGCCACUUACCACAGUCGAGCUCCAAAAGGCAGCCACUCGCUUGCUUCGGAUGAGUGGUCAACAAGCCAUGACAAUUGCAGAAGGGCUUUACAACAAAGGAUUCAUCAGCUAUCCAAGAACAGAGACGGACCGCUUCGACAAGGGCAUAAAUCUGCGCACGUUGGUGCAAAAGCAGACACCUGACCAGCGCUGGGGUGAAUUCGCACAAGGUCUUGUGAACGGUGGGUUUCAGCAGCCACGUGAAGGGAGGCACGAUGAUAAAGCGCAUCCGCCUAUCCAUCCUAUUACGUAUGCCGCCCCGAGCGUGUUGAACCACGACGAAGGACGCCUGUACGAGUAUGUUGUGAGACGGUUUCUUGCCUGCUGCUCAGAAGAUGCCAAGGGUUCCGCAACGGAAAUCGAGCUUCAAUUCGGCGAAGAGAUGUUUAGCGCUCAUGGCGUCAUUGUCUUGGAACGAAACUACCUCGAUGUCUACGUAUACGAGAAAUGGAACGACACGGCGGAGCUGCCCAAAUUUACAGUUGGAGAGCAAUUUCAACCGACCGAGGCCAUGAUGACGGAAGGCAAAACAGGGCCACCGUCGUAUCUUACGGAAGCAGAUCUCAUUGCGCUAAUGGAUGCCAACGGUAUUGGCACGGAUGCGACCAUGGCCGAACACAUUCAGAAAAUCCAGGACCGAGAAUACGCGGCGACGAUAGACCGUUCGGGUGCUGCCACGGGCGGUGGCAGCGAUGACGACCAAGACUCUGACAGCGCGCAAGCAGGCAGAGGUGGACGCGGCCGUGGUGGGCGUGGUCGGGGUCGCGGAAGAGGCGGUCGUGGCGGCGGCGGAGCAACGGGACGAGGCAGAGGCGGGGGCGUCAGGGUGUUUGUGCCGACGCAGCUGGGUGUGGCCCUGAUACUGGGCUUUGACCGGAUGAAUUUCGAGACGAGCCUGGGCAAGCCGUUUCUACGAAAGGAGGUGGAACUCAAGAUGAAGGCCAUCUGCGAGGGCCGGCUCAGCAAGGAUGUCAUGCUCCGGGAAAGCAUCGCGCAAUACAGAGAGGUCUUUAUGCAGUCGCAGGAGCGGCUGAAUGUGCUGAAGCGGGCGUGUCGCGAGUUUGUCUUUGCGCAGCCUGGAUGA